Dalotia coriaria is the source of this 2488-nucleotide messenger RNA. RefSeq names its product 5' nucleotidase B (gene Nt5b). Bases 417 to 2108 code for a protein of 563 amino acids. The record is from RefSeq and is a predicted model, not a curated record. NCBI's taxonomy places the organism in Eukaryota, Metazoa, Arthropoda, Insecta, Coleoptera, Staphylinidae. The transcript is spliced from 10 exons. Gene Ontology annotation, molecular function: 5'-nucleotidase activity.
GUCGUGAGGCGGUGUGUACUUUCGAAAAGUUUUCGCCAGCAACGCGCGUCGCGCGGAUUCAUCGUUUAUUGCAACGCGCAACUUCACGCGACGCGCAUCGUUCAUACACAUCGCGAUCAACGUAUCAAAAUAUUUUCGCGGCAGUUUUUCACUCCACUCGCCGGCAUUUGAUAGAGGUCUGUGUACGGAAUAUUUAUAAAUACACGCCGAGUGGUUGUGCGCAGUAUGACAUUUCGAUGUAUAAAUAUUGAAUGUGUUUGAAAUUUGACUAGUGGGCGACGAUCAUCAUCGUCUCAUGAUAUAAACUUUAAAGGUGCAAAGAGGAUCAGUUACAAAAAGUUUCGUGAAGCGAAUUGAGGUGGUUAAUAACAUAAAAUCAGUGUGUAAACUGCAAACUUGAGUUGAAUUUUAUUAAAAUGCAUCUGGACGACUUGAACUUUGCGCAUUCUGCGCUUAGGGAAGAUAUUAUUCCUCCUAAUGAAAUCUUUGUAAAUCGAAGCUUGCAUCUUGAAAACAUAAAAUUCUAUGGCUUUGAUAUGGAUUAUACGCUUGCAGAAUACAAAUCUCCACAGUUCGAGCGACUUGGUUUUGACCUGAUUAAGAAACGAAUGGUUUCAGUCGGCUAUCCGCAGGAAAUCAUGGAGUUUGAGUACGAUCCUACAUUUGCCAUCAGAGGAUUAUGGUUUGAUACUCUGUACGGAAAUUUGCUAAAAGUGGACGCAUACGGCAAUAUCCUCGUGUGCGCUCAUGGCUUCAACUUUUUAAAGCACUCUGAUGUGUACGCAUUAUAUCCGAACAAGUUCCUGCAACUGGACGAAUCACGCGUGUACGUGCUGAACACGCUUUUCAACCUGCCGGAGACUUAUAUGCUUGCGUGCCUCGUUGAUUUCUUCUCUACUUCCGAACAGUUUUCCGUAACCAAGACUGGUGUCAAGGAUGAAGUUAUGUUUAUGAGUUUCAAAUCCAUUUGGCAGGACGUAAGAAAUGCCGUCGAUUUUGUUCAUAUUACAGAAUCACAAUUGAAGAAGAGUACCUGUGAAGAUUUAGACAAGUAUGUCAAGAAGGACGAACGCCUGCCCACGUUUCUCACACGUAUUCGUGAGAGCGGGGGUAAAACCUUCCUGCUUACUAAUAGCGAUUACAACUACACCAAUAAGAUUAUGACUCAUUUGUUUGACUUUCCUCAUGGUGCCAGACCGAAUGAACCUCAUCGAACCUGGCAUACUUAUUUUGAUACCAUUGUCGUCGACGCACAUAAACCAUCCUUUUUCGGGGAAGGCACCAUUCUUCGACGGGUGGAUACGACAACUGGAGGCUGUCAACUUGGUUUGCACAUGGGUCCGCUCAGUACGGAUCAUGUUUACUCAGGAGGCUCUUGUGAUGUUUUUACUGAAUUAAUCGGUGCAAAAGGUAAAGAUGUAGUGUACGUGGGCGAUCACAUUUUCGGCGACAUUUUGAAGAGUAAGAAAAUCCGCGGGUGGCGCACAUUCCUCAUUGUGCCAGAAUUAGUGCGCGAAUUGCACGUGUGGACAGACAAGUGUCACUUGUUCGAGGAUUUGCAGUUGCUGGAUAUCAAAAUGGGUGAAUUAUACAAAAAUUUAGACAGCAGCGCAAAGGAAAAGCCAGAUAUUUCCAGAAUUCGCGGGGCUAUCCGCGAUGUCACGCACAAAAUGGACAUGAGCUAUGGUAUGAUGGGUAGCUUGUUCCGUUCAGGAAGUCGUCAGACAUUCUUUUCGUCUCAGGUUGUCAGGUAUGCAGAUUUGUAUGCGGCUACACAUCUGAAUUUGCUGUACUAUCCAUUUUCGUAUAUGUUCCGUGCACCAGCAAUGCUCUUGCCCCACGAGUCUACCGUAGCGCAUGAACAAAAGUUCGUCCUGGAAAGUCAACCUUCACGUGCUGUGGCACAUUUCGAGGAUACGCCCUCCACAACAAAGCCACAUGUUGCUAUGCAACGACAGAAAAGCGUAGUGCCUCACGUACGUCCAGAAAAACCUCGCACGGUGACGCACAAUCACGACGAAGACUACUCAGACGACGACAGCGAGGAAUCGCGGCAAAGGAACACCAUAGAUGUCUCAACGUCCGCGUCUAGUGGAAGCACAUUUUAGAUUCCGGGCACAAUCAAAGGUGCAGAUGUGCAGUAAUGUUUAAAUUCAAUAAAAUGUUACAAAUUCAUAGCUCCUAGAUUGUUGAUGCGAGUUGCGACGAAUUGUUCAUCAUUUUUAUUCAUCGAUUACGAGUUUCGUUGUUGACAUUUUGAUACGAGUUAAUUUUUUAUGUGAAGCAAUAGGUUUUGCAUUGAUUGCAUUUAUGCUAAUCGGAGAAGCAAUGAAAGCUAUUAAGCAAUACGACGCGGAUAUUCGCACGCCGCUUUUAUCCAAGUUACGAACAAAUCGUUUUUACAUAAGUAGAGUAUCUAAAUAUUGCAGGAGGUAUGAGAUGUUGAUAUUGUCAAAUUGAAAUUUUUAAAUAAAUAUUAUGCAUAAUA